AUGGCCCCCAGCAAUCUGCCCGCGGUUUUCAACCCCACGUCUUCGGACAUCGAGAUGCUCCUCGCCGCCCAGUGCCAUCUGGGAAGCAAGAACCUUCAGGUGCACAUGGAGCCGUACCUCUGGAAGACCAGGCCCGACGGUGUCAAUGUCAUCAACAUUGGCAAGACCUGGGAGAAGAUUGUCCUUGCUGCCAGGAUCAUUGUCGCCAUCGACAACCCGGCUGACAUUUGCGUUAUCUCCGCCCGUCCCUAUGGCCAGCGUGCGGUCCUCAAGUUCGCCGCCCACACUGGUGCUGUCGCCAUUGCCGGCCGCUUCACCCCCGGUAACUUCACCAACUACAUCACCCGCUCCUUCAAGGAGCCUCGCCUGAUCAUCGUCACCGACCCGCGCACCGACGCCCAGGCCAUUAAGGAGGCCUCCUACGUCAACAUCCCCGUCAUUGCUCUCUGCGACACUGACUCCCCCACCGAGUACGUCGAUGUCGCCAUCCCCACCAACAACAAGGGCCGCCACGCCAUCGGUCUGAUCUGGUGGAUGCUCGCCCGUGAGGUCCUCCGCCUCCGCGGCACGCUCGCGACCCGUGAGACCGAGUGGGACGUCAUGACCGAUCUGUACUUCUACCGCGAUCCCGAGGCCGAGGAGAACAAGGAUUCCGCCGGCAUUGAGGAGGCCAAGGUUCCCGGCGCUGAUGAGGUCGGUGCCGGCCCCGUCGAGUCUGGCUUCGCCAACGAGUGGGAAGUCAGCGGCGCGUCUGCUGGUGCCUUUGCUGCUGCUAGCGGUACUGCUGCUGGCGCCAGCUGGGAUGCUGACGGUGGUGACUGGGCUGCCAGCGGUGCUCAGGAGGGUGCUGCCGGCGAGACCGCACAGUGGUAA
Molecule: messenger RNA, 873 nt
Organism: Westerdykella ornata
Lineage: Eukaryota; Fungi; Ascomycota; Dothideomycetes; Pleosporales; Sporormiaceae
Product: ribosomal protein S2
Exons: 3
Coding region: 1-873 (290 amino acids)
Biological process (GO): cytoplasmic translation; ribosomal small subunit assembly
Cellular component (GO): ribosome; 90S preribosome; cytosolic small ribosomal subunit
Molecular function (GO): structural constituent of ribosome
Source: RefSeq, a predicted model, not a curated record